CUCUCUCUCUCUCUCUCUCUCUCGCGUUCUCUCUAUGUUUUCAAUCUAUGACAGUAUGACCCUACCUGGGCUUUACAUUCUUACCCAAAUGUCAUGAGCCACUAGUAAUCACUACCCCACCCAUCAGUUCAAAUCAACUUUUUCUUUGCAUCUCUCUCUCUCUCUCUAUCAUAGUCAUAUGGUUGAUGGUUCUGUCCCCCUGAAAGAAUGAAAUGAAACUCACUUCUAAAAUCACCCAAACAGCUGCCACUCCUGAUCAGACACCUCCAUACCUCAAAACACAAUGUGCUAUUCCUUCUCGCUCUCUACUCUCACCCUUCUUCUUCUUUUCCUCUCACUAGCUUCUCCCAACACUACCAAUGCAAAGAAACAACCCCCCAACAACAUGCUUCCAUCUGAAGCAGAGACUCUUUUCAAGAUCAUGGAAUCCAUGUCUUCUGAUCAAGUUUGGAGAAUCUCCCAUCCCAACCCUUGUCAGCCUGGUUCAUCCUGGCCUGGAAUAGAGUGCAAAUCAGCUCAGGACAACCACCUACAUGUUACUAGGCUUGACUUUGGGACCCCACCAAACCCAACUUGCAAAAACACAGCCACAUUUCCUUCACAAAUACUAGCUCUUCCUUACUUGCAAUCUGCGUUCUUCUUCAACUGUUUCACUCACACCAAAACCACCCUCUCUUUUUCAAAAAUCGGAGAAUCUAAUUCUUCACUCCAACAAAUUAGUCUAAGAUCAAACCCAGCACUCAUAGGUCCAAUCCCACCUCAAAUUUCUUCACUGAAGUCCUUACAAAUCCUCACAUUGUCCCAGAACCGCCUCACUGGGCAAAUCCCAGUUACAAUUUUUAGCGUGAACUCUUUAGUACACCUUGAUUUGAGCUAUAACAUGCUCACAGGUGCUAUACCAUCCCAAGUAGGUAAUCUCAAAAAUCUCGUAGGCCUUGAUUUGAGCUAUAACUCACUAACAGGGUCAAUCCCAGUGACAGUUGGCCAACUGGGUCUGCUUCAAAAGUUGGACUUGAGCUCGAAUUCGCUUACUGGUGCUAUUCCUGAUAGCAUUGAGAAGCUCAACUUGUUGGCGUUUAUGGCUUUGAGCAACAACAAACUGCGUGGACACUUUCCAAGAGGAUUGGCAAAGUUGCAAAGCUUGCAGUACUUCAUUAUGGAUGACAAUCCUAUGAAUGUGCCUCUCCCAGUAGAGUUUGGUGACCUUGUGAAACUACAAGAGCUCAGGCUUGCCAAUUCAGGCUAUUCAGGCACUAUACCACCAAGCUUUUCACAGCUUAUGAAUCUAAGCACUUUGUCUUUGCAAAACAACCGAUUAAGUGGUGAGAUUCCAGCAGGUUUUGGCAGCCUUCCUCGCAUAUACCACUUGAAUCUUAGCAGAAACUUGCUGUCCGGUGUUGUUCCUUUCGAUUCAAGUUUCUUGAAUAGACUGAGAAGGAACUUGGAUCUUAGUGGAAACCCAGGUCUCUGUUUGAGUCCCUCUGUAGCAUAUAGGAUGAAGAUUGGUGUAAGUGUUUGUGGAAGCAACAAGACUAGUGGUUCUGUAAUUCAGCCACUGAAAUCUCAAGCUCCAUCUGGGUUGAUCUCCAUAUCAUUCUUUCUAUUUGUUCCUUGGGGCCUCCUGGGAUUGCAUCAAAUAUUGUUUCCAGGCUCCAGGUUCUGUCAUCAUGUCAUGCAUUGGCGCUCUGAGUGCAUAUUUCGGUAACUGCAAAAGUUCAGCAAAAUUUUGAGGUUUUACUGUUACAGCGUAUUUCUAGGAUCGAACAGACCUCUGUCUGUGUAGCUCUAGUAAGCGCUAUUAUUUUCUGAAUUUUACCAUCUGCUUUUAUAGGCCUUGUCGAUUAUGUUUUAUCUAGUGUGUUUGGCUCGGGAUUA
Quercus robur (English oak) is the source of this 1875-nucleotide messenger RNA. Its product is annotated as receptor like protein 29. The record is from RefSeq and is a predicted model, not a curated record. The transcript has 2 exons. Gene Ontology annotation, molecular function: protein binding. NCBI's taxonomy places the organism in Eukaryota, Viridiplantae, Streptophyta, Magnoliopsida, Fagales, Fagaceae. Bases 284 to 1705 code for a protein of 473 amino acids.